Molecule: messenger RNA, 14994 nt
Organism: Chaetura pelagica (chimney swift)
Lineage: Eukaryota; Metazoa; Chordata; Aves; Apodiformes; Apodidae
Gene: HYDIN
Product: HYDIN, axonemal central pair apparatus protein
Exons: 85
Coding region: 1-14994 (4997 amino acids)
Biological process (GO): cilium movement; axonemal central apparatus assembly
Cellular component (GO): axoneme
Molecular function (GO): magnesium ion binding; thiamine pyrophosphate binding
Source: RefSeq, a predicted model, not a curated record
AUGGCCAGCAGCAAGCUCCAUCCAUCCAUGGGGUCCUCCAAAGCAGCUGAGGGGUUCCACAGCAAGGUGGGAGCAGCUCAGCAUCCAAAGCUGCUCAGAGAGGCAGAGGAGUCUGUAACUCUGACUCCCUCUGCCUUCCUGAAGGAGAUGGCUCUCACCACCCAGCAGAGACUGGCCAGCACCAGGGAGGUGAAACAGCCCCAGGUUCUCCAGCUUCUAGACAUGAGUGAGACAUCCCAUCAAAAGUUCUCAGCAGUUGACCUGGAGCAGAGCUUGUUUCAGCCUUUCCCAACAGAGGUGGUGUUCCAGAACUAUGUCCCCUGCCAGGUCUACCAAGUGCCCCUGGUUCUGAGGAACAAUGACAAGGUUCCUCGGCUGGUGAAGGUUGUCCUGGAGAGCUCCCCUUACUUCAAGCUGCUCAGCUGCCCCGAGGAGAGCCACAAGGUGGCACCUGGCAUGCUGGCAACCUUCCACAUCCUUUUCACCCCGGAGGAGAAGAAGGAUUAUUCCCACCAGCUCACCUGCAUCACAGAGAGGGAGAAGUUCAUUGUGCCCAUCCGAGCUAUAGGGCCCCGAGCUCUCCUGGACUUCCCUGACCAUCUCAGCUUCUCCAGCUGCCCAGUCAAGUACAGCAGCCAGAAAACUCUGCUGGUUCGCAACGUGGGUACCCGGGAAGCCCGGUACUGCAUCAGCACCCGGAGCCCCUUCUCUGUGGAUCCCUCCGUGGGGACUCUUGGGACUGGGGACACCAUGCAAGUGACAGUGGAGUUUCACCCCCUCAAGACUGGACAUCAUUCCACAUCCCUGGUGGUUCACUAUGACACAGGUGAAGAUGUUCACACCAGCCUUCAUGGAACAGCUGUAGAUGUCAACAUCAGGCUGGACAGGAACUCCUUGGCAGUGGAGAAGACCUACCUCACCCUGUCCAACCACAGGUCCGUGGUCAUCCACAACCAGAGUGACAUCAUUGCCCACUUCCAGUGGAAGGCUUUUGUCACUGAGGAAGAGGAGGAGCAGCACAAGUUGAGGCUGUGUGACUGGCUGCAGAGGGAGGAGGAGGACGAGGCAGAGCUGCUGAAGGUGUGUGUGGUGGAUCCUCUCCUCCGGGACCGCCUGGUCCUCCUUUCCCGCACCUUCCAGAGCCACAGAGCCAAGGUGCAGGGGGACUCUCUGCUCUUCUCUGAUGACUUCUUCACCAUUGAGCCAGUGGAGGGGGAUGUCUGGCCACAUUCCUCAGCUGAAAUCCAGGUGAUCUUCAAACCUCAAGAAGCCAGAGUCUAUCAGCAAACCAUCUACUGUGACAUCUCAGGCCGUGAGACCAGGCUGCCCCUGCGUGUCACAGGAGAAGGUGUAGGACCCCAGCUCUGCUUCAGCUUUGACCAGCUGGACAUUGGGAAGGUUUUUGUUGGAUCAGCCCACAGCUACGAGGUGAUCCUGUUCAACAAAGGAGCCGUCCAUGCUCUCUUCAGCUUGAUCCCUCCAGCUACAGCUCUGGGCUCCUGCUUCUCCUUCCUGCCUGAUGAAGGUGUCAUUUUGCCCCAGGAGCUCCAGGCCAUCCAGGUCUCCUUCAGCUCCAGCCUCCUGGGACAGUUCACAGAGGAGUUUGGGUUCAGAGUGCAAGGAUGCCCUGAGCCUGUCACCUUGACCAUCAGGGGCUGCGUCAUCGCGCCGACGUUUCAUUUCAACGUGCCCUCCCUGCUCUUUGGGGAUGUCUCCUUUGGCUUUCCUCACACCUUGUCCUGUCGCCUCAGCAACACCUCCCUGGUGCCCAUGACCUUCACCCUUCGCAUCCCUGGGGAUGGCUCUGGGAAGCCCAGUGUCACCAGUUUGGUUCAGAUGGCAGACAAGAGCCGUGGCACCUGGAGGAGGAGAACUCCAACUCAUGGCAGGCCAACUGAGUUCACCAUCAAGCCCCAGAGAGGGACCAUCCGUUCCCAGGGAUUCCUGGAUAUCCAGGUCACCCUGUGCUCCAACACCCUGAAGCAAUAUGAGCUGGCCCUGGUGGUGGACCUGGAUGGGAUUGGCAAGGAGGUGUUGGCAUUGCCCAUCAUAGCCAGAUGUGUAGUUCCAGAGCUGAGAGUCCUCAACCCCACCAUGACCUUUGGAAGGUGCUUUCUGAAACACCCUUAUCAGCAGAUGCUGACCCUGGUGAACAACAGUGACCUCCCAGGCUGCUACAGGCUCCUGCCUCAGGUGUGUCUCUGUUCCAGCCCCAUGCCCUGUGGGAUCAUCCAGCCUUGCAGCUCUGUGCAGGUCCCAGUCACUCUGGCAACCCAGAAACUGGGGGAGCAGGACACUGUGGCUCAUGUUGCUGUGUUUGGGAUGGAAGGUGAUCCCCUGAAAAUCCGUUUGGUGAGUUUUGGAGAAGGACCAGUUGUCUACGUGCACCCAAAUGAGCUCAACUUUGGCAACAUCCAAGUCCUCCAAGAUGUUUCCCAAACUCUCCACCUCUCCAAUCAGGCUGUCAUCCCUGCAUCCUUCUGGGCAGAGAUGGCUGGUAGAUGCUCCCGCUGGAGGAUUGAACCCAACAAAGGAGUCAUCCCCCCUGAGGCUGAGGUGUCUUUGGCCAUCAUAGCAAACUUGGAUGAUACUGAGAGCUUCCAGGAUGAGGUGAAGGUCUUCAUAGAGAACAGCCACACCUCUGUCAUCCCUGUCCAGGCUCUUGGCAUUGGCACCACCAUCGUCACCGACAAGCCCUUUGCUCCAAAGCUCAGCUUGGGACCCCACUUCAGUGCCCCCAAGGGCAGAGCUUCCUCCCCCAAGCCCAGCCCUGCCAGCCCUGUCUUUAAGCUUCGACCACUCAUCAUGGACCUGCUGCCAGGCAAGACGACGGAGAUGAUGCUGGAAGGCUCCUGCAACACCCCCCAGGUGGUGAGGGAGCGACUGCUGUGCCACUCCAUAGUGGGCAACAAGGGAGGGAAGGUGAAGAUCAUGCAGGUGGAUGUCAGCUGUGAGUUUGUGGCUCCUGUUCUGCAGAUCUCCUCCACAGACAUCACCUUCCGGGUGGAGAAACACCCAAGUGAUGUCCUAACUCUUCAGUACAAGCCUCUUUCUUUAAAGAACAUCUCCUCCCUGCCACUCAGUGUUGUCCUGGUCUUGGAGCAACCCUUCUUCAUCUGCAGUGCAGACCAGCAGCCCUUCCCUGCAGAUGUUCAGCCCAUGAAGCUGGAGGUAGGGGAGGAACUUCACCUCUCCAUCAGUUUUAACCCUGCUUAUGAAGAGGACUUGAAUAUCCGGGUGGUGGAGAAGGCUCUGAAGAUCCAGUUUCUUGAGCACCCUCAUCAGGAGCAGGUCACCCUGAGGGGAGAAGUCUAUUUCCCAAACCUCCAGAUCCCAACCACCACCCUGGACUUUGGCUGCAUCUUGAACGACACGGAGGAGGAACGUUGUGUGGAGAUGACCAACUGCAGCCCCCUGCCUGUCCUGUACCACUGGUCCUUCCUGACAGACAGCCACAGCAGCUCCAUGAGGUUCAGUCCUCCAGCACCUAAGUUUUUCCUGGAAUUCCAAGCCCUGAAGGAGGAGGGAACUUGGUCAGAGCUCCCAGGACCUGCAGGGAGCAGGGAUGGGGGUGCAGAGGAGUCAGCUGAAGCCUUGGGAGAAGUGGAGGAUCCUGGUCAAGAGCCAGCAGAUGCAGAUGCCUCUCUGGAAGCUAAGGUGGAAGGUCCUGCAGAGGUGGAAGGUGAAGUGAGGAUCAAGCAAUUGAUGCAGUUCAUGGAGACAGAGCCCCUGGCUUUGGGAGUGGAGGAGGUGUUUGACAUCCUGCCCCUCUAUGGGGAGCUGCAGCCAGGCCAGAGCCAGCAGGUCACCUUCACCUUCUUUGGCCACACCAACAUCGUGGCCCGUGUCCUGGCCCUCUGCAGGGUGGAGGGAGGUCCCACCUACCAGGUGCUGCUGACUGGAGAAGCUUCACUCAUCAACUACCUCCUGGACAUCAGGGAGAUCGACUGUGGGGUGCAGCUGUUUCAUGAAGUCCUGGAAGCAGAGCUCACCCUGAGGAACAGUGGGAAGGUGGGAUUCACCUACGUGGUGCUGAGCCCCCCUGGCCCAGCCCCUGCAGACACAGCCCUGCCUGGUGUCCCCCUGGUCCUGCCCAGCUCCGGUUACCUUGGACCUGGCAAGGAGCAAGUGCUGAGGGUCUAUUACUUGCCAGGAGUGCCUGGAGUCUUCUGCAGGACUUUCCAGAUCCAAGUGGGUCACCUGGAACCAGAAGAAAUCUCCCUGAAAGGAGAGGGGAGCUUUCCCAGGAUCUGCUUGGAUCUACCUAGGAACAUCCAAGGGAAUGAAAAAUAUGAGAAGGUCCUCCUGGAGGCAAAACAGAAGAUGGAAAAAGACAGGCAGAGAGAUGCAGCAGAUGCUCCAGGGGAGGCUGUGGCCACAGGGCCACCCGUGGACAGCUCAGACCCCAUGUUGGACACUCUGCUGCAGAUGGAGAUGGAGCAGAUGCUGAUGGAGGAACAUGCCCUGGAGCAGCAGAAGGUCCUGGCCUCAGGUCCCCUGGAGGACACAGCCUUUGACCUGCCUGCUCGGCGGAGGCUUCUCAAAGCUCAGCUCCCUGAGUACCUCCUGGACUUUGGCCACGUUGUCCUUGGGAACACCCACAGCCACAUGGUGAAGGUCACCAACACCGGGAGCUUCCCCGUGUCCUUCUGCGCCGACGGGCGCGUCCUGGGUGACACAGGUCUCAGCGUGGAGCUGGGUCGCGUGAGGAACCUGCCCCAAGGUGAGACCGAGACCUUCCAGGUGCGCUUCGACCCUCAGAGGGCCAACCAGCUGCUGGGAGAGGUGGACGUGCUCCUGCCCAUCAAGGUCACAGGAGGCCCCACGUUUCACGUCCGCCUGCGUGCCCAGGUGGCCGAGCCAUCCCUCUGCCUCUCCAGGAACAGGCUGGAGUUCUCCACUGUCCAGUGUGGGCAGUGUCUGGAGGAAACUGUCCAGCUCUGGAAUCAGCUCCAGGUCCCUUGUAAAUGGGUCAUCACCAUGAAUGAAGCUGUGAAGAAGGUGGACAAACACUUGCCCGCCGUCGUGCGUCAGAAGCUGCUGCAGGAGCUGAAGGCCAAGCCUGGUGUCUUCUCAGCUGUGCCCUCAGCUGGGACCCUGGCUCCGAGACAGAAGUGCCAGCUGAGGGUCAGGUUUUCACCCACAGAAGAGAGGUCCUACCGAAAUGAGCUGAAGAUCAACAUCUGCCAGAGCAGACAGCAGCUCCAGCUGCAGGUUUUGGGACGUGGUGUGGAGCCACAGCUGGAGUUCAACCCCCCAGUGCUUGAGCUGGGACCUUUGCUGCCCUUGGGCCGUUGGGCAGAGGGGACAGUGGUGGUGAAGAACCCCUGUGAGUUCCCCAUUGAGUUGUACUCCUUGGAGUUCGACCAGCAGUACCUUGCUGAGGAAGAGAUGCUGAGGAUGCUGAAGGACUAUGAUGGCCACAACACCUUGUUGCUGCCUCCACGUGCCCCGGGUGAGAAGCUGCCCCCAGAGGUCCUGGAGUAUUGUCGGGACCAGAAGAAGCUGCAGGAUGAGCAGACAAAGUCCAGGCCUGAGGGAUCAACAGGCCAGGAGAGUGCAGCCUCUGAAGAUGUCCAGUCUCAGUCAGACCAAGGAGGAAAGCACUCUGCUGGGGUCAUUCACACCACCUCAUCCCAUACCUCAAUCAUUCCCUCCUCCACCCAUGAGGAAAGCCAGUCCAGCAAGGUGGAUUCCAAAUCUGAACUGGGAGAAGAUGAGGAGGGAGGAGCUGAGAGAAGACACGGGACAGCAGAACCUCAGCCAAGCACCACCAGCAGCAAGGAGAACACAGGAGAGGUGGAAGAGAGCCCUGUCUGUAGGGCCAUCGCCCGCCACCUCAGCAAGGUCCUCUCUGCUGAAGGACAUGCAGCCCAGAUCCAGAGGGGGAUUGUCAUCAUUGUCCACGGGGCACCCAGGACAGGCAAGACCUCAGCAGCAGUUGCCCUGUCCAAGCGCUACGGUGCCGCCUGCUUGUCCAUCGACGCCGUGGUGAGAGAAGCCAUCUCAGACAGGAGCAGCCCAGCAGGGCUCCGUGCCCGGGAGCUCUGCAUCAAGGCUGCCAUGGAGCAGAGCCACAAGGACACAGAGGAGCCUGGUCAAGCUGCAGAGGUGUCCCUCAGCCAACAGCUGGGUGCUGAGGCCAAGCCCAGCCCAUCCAUGAGCCAGUCCAGCUCUGCAGAGAAGGGCAGCCAACAGUCCAGCAGCUCCAGGAGCAGAGUCAGCAGGAGGAGGUCAGAGGCACGUAUGUUACUGGCCCACAAGCAGCACAGCACGGAGCCAAGAAGCUCCCAGGACUCGUCGGGUUCCUACGUCAUCUCCUCCACUCCCUGCGUCCCUGCCCAGCGGUGGCAGAGUGUGAGCAGCACAGAGGGAGAGCUGAGCUUCCUCAGCUGUGUGCUGCCCAAGGACCUGCUGCUCAGCAUCCUCUCCAAAAGGCUGCAGCAGGAUGACUGCUACCAGGGAGUGGUGUUUGAUGGCCUGGAGACCCUCUUUGCACGCAACCCAGCCUCUGCUCUCCUCUGCCUGCUCAAAGCCAUCAAGGAUCGGCCACACAUCUAUUUUGUCAACCUCUCCCAGGAUUAUGCUGCUCUGAAAGCCAAGGAGGCAGCUGCAAAAGAGCAGCAAGAACGGGAGCAGGAAGAAGCUGCUAGGAGGGCAAAAGCCCAACUCUGGGAGGUGGAUGAGGAGGAGUAUGAUGCCCUCCCUGAGGAGAAGAAGGCUGAGCUGAACGAUGACAUUCGACGAGCCCAGAGGGAGAGGAAGCAGAGGGAGAUGGAGAGGAAGGCUCGAGAGCUGGAAGAAAAGCAGCAGCAGGAGCUCCAACGUUUGAAGGAGGAAGAGAUGAAGAAGAAGGGUAAGAAGGGCAAGAAGGAGGUUGGCAAAGACAAAGACAGUGCUUCAGGGAAGAGAAGCCAUCCUGGAGGCAAGCAGAACACAAACACAUCCACCAGCAACACCGUGUCCACCAGCAACCGCUCGGAUGUCACGGAAGGGGCAGAGAAGAAGGGACAUAAGAAGGAGUGCCCAGAGUCUGCUGGAAGUGGGAAGGAAGCCAAGAAGCACAGCAAGGUUCCCCCAACAGAUCCCUGCCCACCAGUACCUGCCCAGCCCUCGGAGAGGGAACAGGACGAGACCAAAACUGUGGCCCUGAGUGACAGCGAGAAGAACUUGGCCCUGAGGUUUCAGAUCUGUGAGGCUCUGCAGAAGGACAUUGCACAUAUUUUGGCCUCCUGGGACAGGGCUCAGGGCAUCCUGCUGUCCCUUCCCACCCAAGAGGAGGUGAAGCAGCCAGAAGACAAUCGCCAGCGCGUGUCCAGCCACAAGAGGAGGAAGGACAAGGAGAAGGAGCAGCUGGAAAAACAGAAGGCUCCUGAGGAAGCACAAAGUGCAGAAGGGUCAACCAAAGGGCAGGAUUCAGGGGUGCCCUGCUUGGACAUCCCAGUGCUGAACUCAGAAGAUGUGACUAAGAUGAUCCUGGAGAGUGGCAAGCUGCCAGCCCCAGAGCAGGUCCUGGAUGACCUGGGACUGGAUCCCUCAGGGCCUCCUGUUCUCCCUGCUGUUCUUUACUCUGUGAUCCACUACCCGGAGCAGCGGGUGGCCCCUGCAGCAGGAGAAGCCUUUGUCCUUGUGGGACCAGAAGGUGCUGCUGGGGAAGAUGAAAAGAAGGAUGUGGAAAGUCUCCUGGAUAGCCCCAUCGUGGCCAAAGUGAAGAUACACGACGAGCUGGGCAACCCCACCAGGAGCCACUCAAGGAAGGAGAAACCUGGAGGCAGCUGGGAUGCCAUGAGGAGGAGGAGAAGCUCAGCCCGGUCCAGGAGGAGUAUCCAGGGGCUGGGCUUGUCCACACGUUCCCCUGAUAUGGACCCAAACAGCCUGGAGUUGGCCUCAAUCCUAGGGAGACCUGUCAGGUCGAGCAGCUACAGGUGGGUGGUGCCUGCCCAUGGUGAGGUGGAACUGAAGGUCUACUUCAGCUCCAAGGUGCUGGGGCAGUUUGACCAGACGCUGCAUUUUGAGAUCCUGGGAACAAACCGUCUGUACCAGCUGCACUGCAGGGGCACCUGCCUCUACCCCACCAUCAGCCAGGACCCACGGCUGGUGUUUCCUCACUGGAUAAAGAGCAAGGCAGAUGAGGACAUCAUCUUCAAGCAGUUUGUGAUGGACACGGGUGUGUUCCACUUUGGACCUCUGCUGUGUGGGAAGUCCAGAGCCAGGUACAAGGCUCUGGAGUAUCCCAGCAACUAUGAGACAAUAACCAUCCUCAACACCACCCCCUUGGAAGCAGAGGUGCAGUUCUCCUUCCAGCACGACCUCAAAGCCGACACGUUCCUUUUGGACCCUCCCAGCAUGAAGCUGAAACCUCAAGAGAAGCAGGAGCUGUGCAUCUGGGCAUACCCCACCUCAGCUGGGCUGCUGGAGGACAAGCUGGUCUGCUGCAUUCAGGAGAACCCAGAGCCUGUGACCUUCCAGCUGUGCUGCCAAGGGGUGCAGGUGGAGCUGGGGGUCAACCCCAAGCAGCUGCAUUUCAGCAAGGUGCUCCUGCACAGGAGGGAGAGCAGGACCCUGGUGCUACAAAACACCAACCCCCUGCCCAUGGCCUGGAGGCUCAGUGGGCUGGAGAACCUGGGGGAGGACUUCUCUGUGUCACAAGCUGAGGGCAUCAUUGCUGCCUGCACGGAGUUUGAGGUGCAUGUGUAUUUCAAGGCCACAAAAGCUCUCAGUGUGAAGAAGAUGAUCCGGCUAGAAGUUUCGGAUGAAGAAAAUAUCCUGGGGAUUGUUCAGAUUGAGAACAUCCAGGUGUUGGCAGAAGCCUAUGACAUUGCUCUGAACAUCAACAUGGGCAAAGCUACAGAUGGCAGCCUGGAUUUUGGAAUCCUGAAGGUCCUGGAAAGUGCCAAGCAAGUGCUGACCCUGAAGAACAAAGGGAAGUACGAGAUAUCCUACAGCUUCAAGCUGGAAGAUCCAGACACCAACAUACCUGACUUGGAAUCCCACUUCACUGUGCAGCCACAGAAGGGAGCUCUGACAGCCUCCGAGCGCCCCGUGCAGGUCCAGCUGCUCUUCCACCCCCAGGUGGAAGUGAACCUGAAGAACAAACCCAUCCUGCACUGCCAGGUGAUUGAGCCCAACCUCGGUGAUGGAGGUGAGACCAUCGCUGUCAUCCCCAUCAAGGUGUCAGCUGAAGCUGUGUUCAGCAAGUACAACAUCUACCCUGCAUCCCUCAACUUUGGUGCCAUGAUGAUGGGCACCAAGAAAACCUGCACCUUCUCACUGGAGAACAAAGGUGUCCUGGACUUUCAAUUCUUCAUCUACCGAGCAGACCAGGACGCACCUGUGUUGAGAAGGAGAAGUGGACACCAGCUCAAAGCCACCCACUCCACGGAGAAUGCAAGUGUAAGGAAAGGGUCUACCUCAGUCAAGCAAAGCAAGAACUUGGUGCAGAAGGACACAGUCACCACGCAGGCUCGUAUCAGUGCAGGCAUGUUCACAGUGUACCCAGGCUUUGGUUCCAUCCCUCCUGGGGCCCAGCAGGUCAUUGUGGUGGAUUGUUAUGCAGAACCCCUGGGGACAGGCAAGGAGAACCUCUCCAUCGAGAUCAAUGACAGAGACCCCAAGGACAACCCCCAUGGCAUCUCCUACAGCCUGGCUGCUGAGUCCUGCCUCCCAGGGUUUGUUUUCGACGACGUCGAGUCCGUCUUCGAGGAGCAUCGAAUCUGCAGCAACACUAAGGUCUGCCAGGUCCUACAGCCCAUCCAAGACAAGGGGGUGUUCCUCACAGAGGAGAACAAGUUCAUCUUCACCAAUGUCCUGGUUGGGCACCAGGCCACAGCUCGCUUCAAGAUCCGCAACGCGGGCAAAAUCCCCUGUGAUGUGAUCCUGUCCCUCAAGCCCCCCCCCAGUAAGCCCACCAGCCGCGUCAGCGACGUUUUCGAGGUGGAUCCCACACGAGUGUGUGUGCCCAGUCACUCCCACAUCUUUGCCUCAGUGAUCUUCACCCCACAGAGCAUGCAGAGCUACCAGUGCAUGUUUGAGGCUUCCCUUGAUAUCCGCUCUCCAGCAGUUAAAGCACAGAGUCUGACCUUUGAGAUCAGUGGAGAUGGGAACCUGCCUCGAGUCACCAUCCUGCACCCAGACCUCUGCAACAGGAGGGGGAACCCUCUGCUCCUCUUCAAGAAGCUGCUGCUGGGUGAUGCAGAACAACUCCCCCUGGUCCUUCACAACAGUGGCCUCAUACCUGUCCAGCUGAUGAUAGACCUGUUGGAUGAAGGGGGAGUUUUCUCCUUGAAAGCCAGACCCACCACACACUGCAUCUAUGAACCUGGGGACAUGAAGGGGGACUCUCCUAGAGAAGGGAGGAAGCCCCACACUGCUUCCCUGUUCCUGCAUCAUGAGGAAUCAGCAGAGUUUGAUGUGCUCUUCAAACCCAUCCUGGCCCAACGUGUGGAAGGGCAGAUCCACCUGGCAGUGGUGGACAACCCCUACGAGGAGACCAUCAUCCAGCUGGUGGGUGAAGGCUACGAGGAUGACUUCACCCUAGACAACAUCCGUGGCCUGGUGGCAGACAGCAAGGAGGACAUUGAGGGCAGCCUGGAGGAAGACACAGUGGAGGCUGCCAGAGUGAACCACAUCCAGUUUGGGGAGUGCCACGUGGGGACCCCCUACACCGUGACCUUCACCAUCACCAACCGCAGCCGGGCGGGCGCUGUGCGCUUCCAGUGGGGGGCAGACACCCCCUUCCACUUCUCCCCCCAGGUGGGCCACCUCCACGCUGGCUGUGCCAAGGACGUCAGGGUCACCUUGCAGUCGGAGGUGGCGUUCACCUGCAGGAAGCAGCCCGUGAGGUGCCAGGUGUCCCAGAUCACCUUCCACCUGCCUCCAGAGCAGGUGCCCAGCUGGGACGACAGCCUGUGCAGUGCCAAGUGGGUGGAUGUCACCAGGGGCCCAGCAGCCACCUGGCCUGUCAAGGAGAAGGUGAUGGAGGUGGAUCCAGAGCCAGCUCACACUGUCCUGGAGAGCAGCAGCCGUGACGUGGAGCUUCUCCUCAGUGCUGUGGUUGACUAUGCCCACUUCAGCCUGGACACAGACUCGAUUCAGUUUGAGCAGACCUUGCUCUUCCAGACCAGGACCUUCACUUUCAAGCUGUGUAACACAGGGAAUGUGGCCCUGGAAUACACCUGGAGGGAGGCUGUGGAGGAUGACAGGGCAGUGAGCUCUACUGAGGGGCAGAUCCCAUCCCACCUGGUUGGUAAGGCCCUGGGUCUGGGUGGCAGCAUUGAUUCCAUCCCCUCCUCCAAGAACUCCUCUCUGAACACCCUGGGUUCCCCAUUCUCUGUGGAGCCCUGCAGUGGUACCAUCCCUGCUGGCCAGGAGCAGCAAUUCCAGAUGAAGUUCUGUCCAGUGCACGUGAAGGACUUUGAGAGCCACAUGCUCUGCAGUAUUCCCAACCUGGAGCCAGAUCAGAAGGGCCCAGAGGUGGCUGUGAAGGGGACAAGCCUGAUGCCACGUUACCACUUUGAGCUGGAAGACUCUGACUACAUCACUGCAAGAAGGCACAGCUCAGGUGUGCAGGGACCAAAGGGGACAACGUUCGACCUCAACACGAGGGUGGUUGAGUUUGCAGCAACUGGAGUGGGUGGCAGGAACUGCAGGACCUUCCUGGUUAUGAACCCAACUGGCUCCAUGUAUUCCUUCCGGUGGACUUGCCAAGAUCCUGAAGCCCCACCAGGCCAGGUGGCUUUCUUCUGCCUCACAGAGAGAGGUCAGCUCCAACCAGGGAAGAAAGCAGAGUUGAAGUUUGAAUUCAUCCCUCGGCACCUGGACAUCACAGAAUCCUUCUGGGUCUUUAGAAUCCCUGAGCAGAGCAUUUCAGUCCCCUUCCUCUUGGUGGGCACUGCCACUGAUCCACUCGUGGCUCUGGACAGAUGCCACCUGAACUUCCAGCUCCUGCUCAUUGGGCACCAGGUACAACAGACUAUCUACAUGGUCAACAGGGAGAAGGAAGCCUUCAGCUUUGCUUUCAGAGAAAGCUCUCUCUUCUCUGAGGGAUGCAGCUCCUCCGUGAAGUUGGAGCCCAUGGAAGGUUCCAUUGCUCCUACCUCAAGGCUUCCCAUUACAGUCAUCUUAACACCAACAGUGGAAGGAGAGGUGGUCUUCAACAUCAAGUGUGAUGUCAAGAGGAAGCCCCAGCCCCUCUCCUUGAACAUCAAGGCCACCAGCUACAGUCUGAACAUGUCUGUCAGGUGUGAGGACAGGAAUGGUCAUGUCACUGAGCUCAGUGCACAGGAGACCAACCUCAUUGAUUUUAAGGAGGUGCAGCUAAAUGACAUCAGCAAGCACAUCUUCAGGAUCUCCAACAACAGCAAGAUCAGCUUCACCUUCUUCUGGGAGCUGAGGGGCCCCCCAGCCCGUAGGCAGGUCCUGGCUGUCACCCCCCAAACGGGCACCGUGCAGGCAGAGGGGGAGGUGGAGACCCAGCUGGCUUUCCAACCCCACAGGAUGUGUUCUCUGAAGGGUGUGGAGCUGAGGCUGAAGAUCAGCAGGGGUCCCACCUUCACCUGCGUGUUCCAGGCCAACGUGGUGCUGCCCACUGUCCACUUCUCCACCACCAAACUCAACUUUGGAGCCUGCUUCAUCCACACUGCUGGGAUGCCACCUGCCCAGCAGACCCUUGUCAUCACAAACAAGGCAGAAGGGUAUCUGAGCCUGAACUGCCUGUUCACCAACACCACCUACCUGAAGGUGAACUUCUCAGGGUGUGUCCUGUGCCCAGGAGAGUCCAUGGAGGUGCCCAUCACUUUCUCCCCCAGAGAGCUCACCUCUUACCGUGAGCUCAUCCCUUUUGAGAUCAAUGGGCUUUGUGAGCAGACCGUGGAGGUCCGAGGGAAGGGCACAGCCAUGAAGGUGGAGGUUGUGGAGCCCCCAGGCAAGGUGGUGAAGCUGGGAGCUGUCUCUGUUGGCCAGACUGUGAAGAAGAUGGUCACCAUAGCAAACAACAGUGCUGCCCCCCUCACUUUUAAGCUCAGUCUCAUGAGCACUGUGCCAGAGCUGCAGGAAGCUGGGGUUCUCUGCUUGAACCCCAGCAGCGGCCUGAGUCUGAAGCCCAAGGGAGACACCUGUAAGGUGGAGGUGACCUUCUCCCCCAGGUGCCGCAUCCAGCCCUUCUCUGAGGAGGUGACCCUGGAGCACAGUGGGCUGGUGCACUCCCUCUUCGUGGUGCAGGGCUCCUGCCCAGCCAUCCACCUCAGCCUGGACCACGAGCACCUCAGCUUUGGAACUGUGGGUCAGCAGAGCGCCACGUGCCAGCACAACCUGGGCGACGUAGGAGCCAAGUUCAAGUGGGACGUCGAGAGCUUCAAGCCAGAUUUCUCCAUCAGCCCCACCAAGGGUUACAUCUCCUCAGGAACGGAUGUCUCCUUCGUGGUGACCUUCCACCCCACCAAGCUGAGCCCUGCUAUCCAUUACCAGGGCCUGCAGUGCUUCAUCCAGGGCAGUGAGCCUCUCAGGCUGUCCCUGGUGGGAAGCUGCAUGGAGGCCCCUGUCACCAAGGAGGUCCUGACUUUCACGUGUGAUGUGCGUGAGGAGCUCAGCCAGGUCAUCCUCCUCUCCAACUCCAGCAGUGAGGCCUGGACCAUGCAGCCUGUCAUCGAGGGGGAGUACUGGAAGGGGCCUGAAUUCUUCCACCUAGAGGCCAACCAACAGAACAAACCCUACAAGCUCACCUACAAACCCCUCACCAUGACCACGGAGAAGAUGCAUCAGGGCUCCAUCUUCUUCCCAUUGCCAGAUGGGACAGGCUUGUCCUACCUCCUGCAAGGCACUGCUCAGACUCCCAAGUGCUCAGGGACCAUUUCUCGGGAGGUCCCAUGUAGGACUUCCCACACUGAGUUCAUCCCUGUCUCCAACUGGUUGAACAGAGCACAGAGGUUCCUCGUGAUAGUGGAUGUAAUCAAACCAGAGGACCAAGGAGAAGGCCCUUUGCUGCAGGGGCAGGAGCACAUGGAGGUGCCAGGCUCUGCCAAGAAGGACUACAAGCUCACGUUCCUCUCCUACAAGGAAGGAACCUUUCAAGCAUCAGUGACCUUCCUCAACGAGGAGACCCAGGAGUACCUGUUCUACAUGAUGUCUUUCAAGGUCACAGCCUCAAGACCCAUCAGCACCGUUGAAAUCACCACGGCCGUUCGGCAGAGAGCGUCUUCCAGCGUCAAGGUGGACAACCCUCUGCCUGUCCCUGUCACCUUCAACAUCGACUGCAAAGUGCCUGAUGUCAACGCCCCCCCCCAUUUCACUGUUCCUCCACAGUCAGAGGCUGAUCUUGUUUUUGAGUACCAGCCUGUGAAAAAGGGGGAGAGCACCGGGUGCCUGGUGCUCCACAGCACCAACCUGGGCACUUACUCCUACGACCUGCACCUGAAAGCCACGGUGAGCAAGCCAGAGAAACCCCUCCACUUCUGCACCACGCUGGGCUCUAGUCAGACCAUCACCACCCAGAUCAUCAAUUACGCCCGGCAGAAGACAGACUACGUCCUCCAGACCAGCAGCGACCACUUCCUGACGGAGAAGACCCUGAGCGCACCCCCGGCGGGCCGGGGGGGUUCGGUGCUGAGCGUGGACGUGACCUACGAGCCCUGCCAGCCUGGGAAAACCAAAGCCACCCUGCAGCUCUCCUCCCCUCUCGGGGGCGACUACCUCAUCCCCCUGUCGGGCCUAGCGCUGCCCCCCAAACCACAAGGCCCCUUCGCCGUCAAGGCGGGCGGCAGCGUCACCAUCCCUUUCAAGAACGUCUUCCUCCAGACCACCCCUUUCCUCUACGCCCUGGGGGACCCCGCUUUUUCCGUCAGGGCCCCCGAAACCCUGCGGGCCAAGAAGACCACCUACAUGACGGUGUCUUUCGAAGGCGGGGAGACCCCCCUGAGCACCAAGCUGCUGGUGUUCAGCCCCGCGGUCCCCGGCGUCUCCUGGGUCUAUUAUCUGAGGGGGCUGCCCCCCCAGAAGUGA